Populus trichocarpa (black cottonwood) is the source of this 2168-nucleotide messenger RNA. Its product is annotated as glucose-1-phosphate adenylyltransferase large subunit 1. Lineage: Eukaryota; Viridiplantae; Streptophyta; Magnoliopsida; Malpighiales; Salicaceae. Bases 247 to 1827 code for a protein of 526 amino acids. The record is from RefSeq and is a predicted model, not a curated record. The transcript has 14 exons. Gene Ontology annotation, biological process: glycogen biosynthetic process. Gene Ontology annotation, molecular function: glucose-1-phosphate adenylyltransferase activity.
UUGCUUAGAUUUGGUACUUUCUCGAUUCCUCUAGUGUGUAAGAGCAUGUGACACAACAGUCAUUCCAUUUUCACCUAUUUAUAGUCGGUACCAUAUCUUACGUGAUCUUUACUUUACUUGGUUACUUGGUUUUGGAACCCAGCUUUUAUAGGGAUUUGUACGCGGUGCUUUGGUGAGUGAAUUAAAUACUUAUUGAUUGUGAUCCAUCACGGUUAUCACAAGUGGGCUGCCUGUGAGAGUGCAGUAAUGGAUUCUUGCUGUGUUGUUUUGAGGGCUAAUACUCCUGUGGCAAAAGCUAGCAAAGGUGGUUUUAACAAUGGAGAUACAGAGUUUUGGGGUGAAAGGAUCAGAGGGAGUUUCAAUAACAUUUGGGCCAAUCAGUUUGCAAAAAGCUUGAAAGUUGACAAGAGUGUCAAUAAGUUCACGCCUGGUGUUGCUUUCGCUGUUUUGACAUCAAAUAAUGGCAAAGAGACUGUGACCUUACAACCGCCGCGAUUCGGGAGAAGAAGAGCAGACCCAAAAAAUGUAGCAUCAAUCAUACUAGGUGGAGGUGCGGGGACUCAGCUAUUUCCCCUUACCAGAAGGGCAGCAACUCCAGCUGUACCAGUUGGAGGGUGCUAUAGGCUUAUAGACAUCCCGAUGAGCAACUGCAUCAAUAGUGGAAUAAACAAGAUUUUUGUGUUGACGCAGUUCAACUCGGCUUCUCUGAACCGGCACCUUGCGCACACGUAUUUCGGAAAUGGUAUUAACUUUGGAGAUGGAUUUGUGGAGGUUUUAGCUGCAACUCAAACGCCUGGGGAAGCAGGAAUGAAAUGGUUCCAAGGAACAGCAGAUGCUGUGAGGCAAUUCACAUGGGUUUUUGAGGAUGCCAAGAACAGGAGCAUUGAGAAUAUACUUAUCUUGUCCGGAGAUCAUCUUUACCGAAUGGAUUAUAUGGACUUCGUGCAACAUCAUGUUGAUAGUAAUGCUGAUAUUACAAUUUCAUGUGUUGCAGUGGGCGAAAGCCGUGCAUCAGAUUAUGGACUGGUUAAAAUAGACAGCAAGGGCCAAAUUUUCCAAUUCACUGAAAAACCGAAGGGUUCAGAAUUGAGGGAAAUGCAAGUAGAUACGACUCAUCUAGGGUUGUCUCCGCAAGACGCCUUGAAAUCUUCCUAUAUUGCAUCAAUGGGGGUCUAUGUGUUUAAAACAGAUAUUUUAUUGAAGCUUCUGAGGUGGAGGUAUCCCACAUCAAAUGACUUUGGAUCUGAGAUCAUUCCUGCAGCUGUAAUGGAGCACAAUGUCCAAGCAUAUAUUUUCAAAGACUACUGGGAGGAUAUAGGAACCAUCAAGUCAUUUUAUGAAGCUAACUUGGCCCUCGCUGAAGAGCCUCCUAAGUUUGAGUUUUAUGACCCAAAGACACCCUUCUAUACAUCUCCUGGAUUCCUACCACCAACCAAAAUUGAUAAAUGUCGGAUUGUAGAUGCAAUAAUUUCCCAUGGAUGUUUCUUGAGAGAAUGCACUGUCCAACACUCUGUGGUCGGCGAACGCUCCCGUUUAGAUUAUGGCGUUGAGUUAAAGGAUACCGUGAUGCUUGGGGCAGACCACUACCAAACUGAAGCUGAAAUUGCCUCUCUUCUGGCAGAGGGUAAAGUCCCAAUUGGCGUAGGAAGGAACACAAAAAUCAGGAACUGCAUAAUUGACAAGAAUGCGAAGAUAGGGAAAGACGUGAUCAUUACGAAUAAAGAUGGUGUGCAAGAAGCAGACCGGGAAGAAAAAGGGUUUUACAUUCGAUCUGGAAUCACGAUUAUAUUAGAAAAGGCAACAAUAGAGGAUGGCACAGUUAUAUAAAUAGAUGUUGGAUCUCAAUUAUUUAUCAAGGACUUGGUUCCAAGAGGGUGUUGAGACAAGAACAUUUUGAAGCUCUUUAUUAGUGCCUAUUUAAGAAAGGAAGUGGCAGCAUUUUGGUCUCAAAAGAUAGAAGCAUGCAAGCUGCCCCUGCUUUAUCCUACGUAAACCACAGGAUCCCUCCUUGCUUGUAAAAAUAGAGCCCGAGUUAAGAUCUGAUACAAGUCCCUAGUUAUCAGCUGCUUCGGGUCUUUUUGAAGUCUGUACUUGUACAAGACUGAAAAAAGAAAUAUUUGUAUUUUGUAUGGAAUAAUGAAAUAAGCCUGUUAAUGCUUGCAAUAGAA